CGCGCCCAUCCCUCUGGAAAGACGGAAAAAAAGAAACGACCGAGAAUUCACACGACGGCGGGAGAAGCGCGAGGGAAAAACGACGCGAAGCGAAAAAAGACAGAUGAAAAAGCUGGAUAGAGAAGAGAGAGUCAACCAAAGACGAGAAAACACGCAUCACAAGUGACCAUGCCGCUCCACAAAUCAUCUCGGGCCCCUCGCCUCGACCCUACCAUGAUCUCGGCCCCUUUGGGGGACUUUCGUCACACCAUGCACAUCGGGAGAGGUGGGGAUGCCUUUGGUGACACCUCCUUCCUGUCCAAAGUAGACUCGGGUAAAGCUACUCCUGACCUGCCAGCUGCUGAGUCUGAGUUAACAGUCAACCACAGUGACCUCCAUACGGAAGCUCCUGGAAUCCCACAGGACACUCAGCUCAAGCACUCUGAGUCAUUGUCUUCAUUAACCCUGGACCUAGACUUGGAUCUGGACCUGGGUCCAUCAAUGCUUGGGGAUGUAUUAGGCGUAAUGGAUGGUUUGUCACUUGAGCCACAUGAUGCGUUGAGUCCCAAAAGUGGCUCUUCAGCUGUGGAGAUAAAGCAGUACAAAGGGGACAUGAAGAUGGCCCAGAAGAUGCAAACGGAUGUAAACGGCGAUAGAUCCCACGUGGAAGACUGCAGAAUACCAGACGAGAAUGGAAUCAAGCCGAAGGGUUUACGACCGAAAGUCAGAUUCAGCGACAAGCGGGAGGAGAUCUUUCGCCAGGCUUCUGAGGAAGACGAAGGGCGAGUCUUUGGCUGUCAUGAUGAAGAUCCGCCGAGCCCUCUCAGUCCAACCAGAGGGGAGACUCCGGUUGGUGAAGCCAAGCUCGCCAAUCACAAAGUAGAUUUACCACCCAGCCCUGCUUCAUCACACAGCUCAGAAGAAGACGCUCCACUGGACAGGAGGAGGCUGGUCAGUGGCAACUCUGAGACUGAUUCAGAGGAGGAGGAGGAGGAGGAGGAGGAGGCAGGAAGAGGCUACACAUUUGAAGAUGAAUUUGAUGAUGAAAUUGGUCUAUAGAAGAUGGACGGGUAUUGCUCUUCCCGAGAGAACAUAUCAUUACUGUUAAGUAAAAAAACAAGUACUCUAUUUUUUGAACACAUCAUCCAAGUAUCAUGCGAGCGGGAGAAUUAAAAUCAAUCUAUACUCAAACUUUAUGUAAAAUAACGCAGGUGUUCUACAAACACAACAUUUCUCAACUGGAAAACUUUUAGCUGCAAAGGUCACAGACGUACGGAUGACUUUGUAAACAAAAAAAAUGACAUUGUGUGUUAUCAGUGAAAAGAUUGUAGCACUUUUGACUUUCAUUCAGCUGCAGAUUGACUCCCAGUCUGCAGCUCUGUGUAAAGUUUGUAUUUCAGUCUGAGUAAAAUGAGCUUUGUGUUCUUUUUUUUGGUUUUAUAUCUGAUAUGUAAUCUGUACACAGUUAGUACUGUUUAUAGAACUCUUAUGUGCCUUAAAGGGAGCUGUUUCCUAACAUUAUUGGUCUGUCAAGUGUCUUUAUAGUCAUUACUCCUGUUAUUUUAUUUCAUUUUUUUCCAUCCGUUUAAAAGUCUUACAGUCCUCAGAGGCAGUGUUCAUGAAUCUUUGUUAGUUUGGUACAUUCCAAAUCAGGGUUUUUUUCUGUGUGCAUGCUUGAUCACCUUUUGCUUGGGACGGGCUGGUAGAGACAAUCAUGGGAUAUAUGUUUUGUUUUGUAGAUACAUUCUACCUGUAAACCUAGAAAAAUGAUUUCACAAUGCUGUAAAAGAUACUCUUCUGCUAUAAGUGCCUGUUUUUAUCCUAGAUGAAGAUUACAGAGAAAACAAUAAAGUUGUUAUUGGGAUUUGAAUAUAA
Messenger RNA from Oryzias latipes (Japanese medaka), 1854 nucleotides. RefSeq names its product CDC42 effector protein (Rho GTPase binding) 5 (gene cdc42ep5). Gene Ontology annotation, cellular component: cytoskeleton; cytoplasm; plasma membrane. Gene Ontology annotation, biological process: positive regulation of actin filament polymerization; Rho protein signal transduction; positive regulation of pseudopodium assembly. Gene Ontology annotation, molecular function: small GTPase binding. Lineage: Eukaryota; Metazoa; Chordata; Actinopteri; Beloniformes; Adrianichthyidae. The record is from RefSeq and is a predicted model, not a curated record.